GAGAGCGCCGCCCACCCAUCCGGGGCAAGAGCCGCGCCGCGGGAGAGGCAGGCUGGACCGGGGGCUCCCCGGGCCCGCGACCCCCGCCGUGACCCCGCAGCCCCCAGCCCACCCCCAAGAUGAUGAAGAGGCAGCUGCACCGCAUGCGGCAGCUGGCCCAGACGGGCAGCUUGGGACGCACCCCGGAGACCGCUGAGUUCCUGGGUGAGGACCUGCUGCAGGUAGAACAGCGGCUGGAGCCGGCCAAGCGGGCAGCCCACAACGUCCACAAGCGGCUGCAGGCCUGUCUGCAGGGCCAGAGCGGGGCAGACAUGGACAAGCGGGUGAAGAAGCUUCCCCUCAUGGCUCUGUCCACCACGAUGGCCGAGAGCUUCAAGGAGCUGGACCCUGAUUCCAGCAUGGGGAAGGCCUUGGAGAUGAGCUGUGCCAUCCAGAAUCAGCUGGCCCGCAUCCUGGCCGAGUUUGAGAUGACCCUGGAGAGGGACGUCCUGCAGCCACUCAGCAGGCUGAGUGAGGAGGAGCUGCCAGCCAUCCUCAAGCACAAGAAAAGCCUCCAGAAGCUCGUGUCCGACUGGAACACACUCAAGAGCAGGCUCAGUCAGGCAACCAAGAAUUCAGGCAGCAGUCAAGGCCUGGGAGGCGGCCCGGGCAGUCACAGCCAUACAACCAUGGCCAACAAGGUGGAGACGCUGAAGGAGGAGGAGGAGGAGCUGAAGAGGAAGGUGGAGCAAUGCAGGGACGAGUACUUGGCUGACCUGUACCACUUUGUUACCAAGGAGGACUCCUAUGCCAACUACUUCAUUCAUCUCCUGGAGAUUCAGGCCGAUUACCAUCGCAGGUCACUGAGCUCACUGGACACAGCCCUGGCUGAGCUGAGAGAGAACCACGGCCAAGCAGACCACUCCCCCUCGAUGACAGCCACCCACUUCCCCAGGGUGUAUGGGGUGUCGCUGGCAACCCACCUGCAAGAGCUGGGCCGGGAGAUUGCCCUGCCCAUCGAGGCCUGCGUCAUGAUGCUGCUUUCUGAGGGCAUGAAGGAAGAGGGUCUCUUCCGCCUGGCUGCUGGGGCCUCGGUGCUGAAGCGUCUCAAGCAGACAAUGGCCUCGGACCCCCACAGCCUGGAGGAGUUCUGCUCCGACCCGCACGCCGUGGCAGGUGCCCUCAAGUCGUAUCUGCGGGAGCUGCCAGAGCCUCUGAUGACCUUCGACCUCUAUGAUGACUGGAUGAGGGCGGCCAGCCUGAAGGAGCCAGGGGCCCGUCUGCAGGCCCUCCAAGAGGUGUGCAGCCGCCUGCCCCCCGAGAACCUCAGCAACCUCAGGUACCUGAUGAAGUUCCUGGCACGGCUGGCGGAGGAGCAGGAAGUGAACAAGAUGACACCCAGCAACAUCGCCAUAGUCCUGGGACCCAACCUGCUGUGGCCACCUGAGAAAGAAGGGGACCAGGCCCAGCUGGAUGCGGCCUCUGUGUCUUCCAUCCAGGUGGUGGGCGUCGUCGAGGCACUGAUCCAGAGCGCAGACACCCUCUUCCCUGGAGACAUCAACUUCAACGUGUCAGGCCUCUUCUCAGCUGUUACCCUCCAGGACACAGUCAGUGACAGGCUGGCCUCUGAGGAAAUUCCAUCCACUGCUGUGCCCACCCCAGCCACCACCCCGGCUCCGGCUCCAGCUCCAGCUCCAGUUCCAGCCCCAGCCUUGGCUUCAGCGGCUACCAAGGAAAGGACAGAGUCUGAGGUGCCCCCCAGACCAGCCUCCCCCAAGGUCACCAGGAGCCCCCCGGAGACAGCUGCCCCAGUGGAGGACAUGGCUCGGAGGACCAAGCGCCCAGCGCCAGCCCGGCCCACCAUGCCGCCCCCCCAGGUCUCUGGCUCCCGCUCCUCCCCUCCAGCCCCGCCCUUGCCCCCUGGCUCUGGAAGCCCUGGGACCCCCCGAGCCCUGCCCCGACGUCUGGUUGGCAGCAGCCUCCGAGCCCCCACAGUGCCACCCCCAUUACCCCCCACACCCCCUCAGCCUGCCCGGCGCCAAAGCCGGCGUUCACCAGCCUCCCCCAGCCCGGCCUCCCCAGGUCCAGCCUCCCCCAGCCCAGUCUCUUUGAGUGCCCCUGCACAGGUGGACCUGGGGUCUGCCACAGCAGAGGGAGGAGCCCCUGAGGCUGUCAGUGGGGUCCCCACUCCCCCAGCUAUCCCCCCUCAGCCCCGCCCCAGGAGCCUUGCCUCAGAGACCAGCUGAGCGACUGGUUUCUCCCUAAGCAGCCCUCGGCAUCCCCUCCCUCCCCACCUGCCCCUCCCAGGACAGCUCUCACCCCCCGCAAAGGGGUGUGGGCCUCCAGCCUUUGCCCACAAGUGCCUCAGUGCCCACUGGGUCGGCCCCCAUGGCCAGGAGGGCUCAGGACAGUCCUCCACUUCCUGACCUUUUGCUCGUCCACCCUGGGCUUGGGGACCCCCCACUGGAUUCUCCACUCUCCAGCAGGUCCUAGGGGAGCCACCGGAAGGAAGGAGAGGCUUGCCUGCUCCUACGGGACUGAUUCUUCUCUUGCUGACAUGUUUUUUGUAAGGCUGGUAAAUAAAUUAUUUUGGACAAAACUGGA
Symphalangus syndactylus (siamang) is the source of this 2583-nucleotide messenger RNA. RefSeq names its product SH3 domain binding protein 1 (gene SH3BP1). Lineage: Eukaryota; Metazoa; Chordata; Mammalia; Primates; Hylobatidae. Gene Ontology annotation, biological process: positive regulation of GTPase activity; signal transduction; regulation of Rac protein signal transduction. Gene Ontology annotation, cellular component: cytoplasm; intracellular anatomical structure; cytosol. The record is from RefSeq and is a predicted model, not a curated record. Gene Ontology annotation, molecular function: protein binding; GTPase activator activity.